This is a messenger RNA of Pomacea canaliculata, 2736 nucleotides long. RefSeq lists its product as uncharacterized. The transcript is spliced from 3 exons. The record is from RefSeq and is a predicted model, not a curated record. Lineage: Eukaryota; Metazoa; Mollusca; Gastropoda; Architaenioglossa; Ampullariidae. Bases 400 to 864 code for a protein of 154 amino acids.
AGUAGGUGGGGUAUAGGCAAUCCAGUCGCUUUGUUUUGAUCUGCGAUCAUCAUGGAAUCCUUUGAUAUCGAAGAAAUCCUCUCAGUAAGUAUAGUCUCUGAUCAAUAUAUAUAUAUAUUUAGUAUAUGAAUCAUAAUGUAAAAUAUAUGCACUUAAACAGAGCGUUGUAUCGUAGUAUUUGUAUUUAUUUUAGAGUCAAGAAGUUGUCAGCAAGUUCUCGCUCUCAUUGUUUUUCUGAGUGCUUACAGAGGGUGGUUCGUGGUGAAUUUAUCUUUUAUUCAAAAUUAAUUCAGACUAGGAAUCUAAGGUAAGUGCCUUAAACUCCAUUUAUUCUAUUACUGAAUAUUUUAAACACAUUCUUAUGGUGCGUUGUGUUAUCAGGACGAUGGUGUACUUGAAAUGGGUGGCGAAGAAAAAGUCGACGUUCCCUCAUCUACCGCUAAUAGUUGCAGUGGGGUCUGCUUGGAGAUCUUGCAAGAGUCCUGCAAUGCCUUGCUGACAGAUGACUGCAUAUCCGACAGCGUAAAGGAGAUAAUCCGUAAUAUAGGUGGACCUGCACUUCUUCAGGAUUUACAAUUCCAUAAUCAGUGUUUAGUGGAGAAGGGCAGGUUCAAAACUGCGGCCAAAGAAAAGGCUUACUCCAUUUUCAACAGGGAAUUUGUCAAUCAUUGUAAGGAUGUAGAAAGGCACAUCCCAUCACCUGCAUCUACAUGGGUCUGCCUGAAGGUGUUUGAAUUUAUGGUAAACAAGAACUAUAACUUGCCAUUAAGCAAUCACGCAACCAGUGUAAGUGAGGUCACUGAGGAAGAAAUAGACAUUGUUGAGUAUAUUGCAGGCUAUGUGCUACAUAGUGUUAAGAGAUAAGCACUAAAAUUGUCUCAUACUGAAAAAGAAGACAUUUUAUUAUGUAUAAAAGAACUAAUACCUGAACAUGACACAGCUUCUGAACCUUCUGAUAGAUCAUUGACUCAAAUUCUGGACAGAGGGGGUCUUACAAAAUUAAAACCUCCUGUGCUUGAGAUUUUUCUAAAGCUAGAGUCUAUUUUUAGACAAUGCUUUGAUGGACAGAUGCAGACUUUGUCCUUCGAUUUAUAUUAUACCAAUUGUUGUCAAGCAGAGUCAGUUAGCACUUGCUUAUAUGAGCAAAUGUAUAGCAUCUUAGCAUCACAGAAAAUAAAAGAGAAUAUUUUAUUUAUGAUUGUUGAAUCGUAUUUUAUGGUCCGGGCACACCAUGAGUGCAAGAAGUUUAUGGAAAAUUUUAAACUGUCAAGACAUACCUCAACCAAAAAAACAGAAGGGACUUAGAAAAGGUUUGAAGGCAACUAGGUCAAAUGUGUAACUGGGGGUUUAAUUUUCAGAAUAUGGGUCAAUGAUCUACACUAGUUUUAAAUGAUGUCACUUUAAUAGUUUUUUUGCAAACAUAUCAACUGCUUACUGAUUUAUGUUAUUGACUGCCCAUUUUUUUUAUGUGCUAAUGCCUUUUCAUACUACUUUGCUUUGAUUGGAAAAUGACAUUUGCAAGGACAUUUGGUAUGAUAGGAAUUAUCAUUGUUUAUCAUGUAUAUUGACAGCUGCAGAAGUAUGGAGGAGAAUAGCUUCCUCAUUAAGUUUUCUGAUGACACUGCAUUAUUGACUCUUUUACAAGAACGUAAGAAAGAUCAUGAUAAUGCUUUAACAGACUUUGUACAGUGGUGCGAUGAGAACUUUCUUGAGUUAAAUGCAGACAAAACAAAAGAACUGAAUAUAGAUUUUAGGAGAUUUAAAGAUGAUUUUGUUGCUCCCAGUGUGAUACAUAGCAAACGUAUUGAAACUGUUACCUCCUUCAGAUACCUGGGAACUGUUUUUGAUUGCCAGCUUAAAUGGACUCUAAACACUGAACACAUUGUCAAACGUGGCCAGCAAAGAAUGUACCUUUUGCUGAAGUUAAACAGUUUUUCAGUCAGCCAAGCAAUUUUAGGCCGUUUGUAGCAGUCUUUUAUUGAGAGUCUUUUAUCCUUUUCAUUUGUAUGCUGGUUUCAUAAUUUAUCUGUUCAUGAUAGGAACAGUUUGAAUAACAUUGUCAACAUCUGUUCCAAGAUAAUUGGUAUCAAACAGAUCGAGGGACUUGAAUUCCUUCUGUGACCAGCAACUAGUUAGGAAAGCUUCCCGCAUUCUGUCAAUACCUGAACAUGUGCUAGAGGGAGAAUUUGUUUCAUUAAGUUCAGGUAAACGCAAUGCAUGCCAGUAUGCAAAAGCAAUAGGCAUCUGAAAUCUUUUGUGCCACCAGCAGUCAAGCUACUCUGUCAGCGGUGUGUGUGUGAGUGUGAUGUGUAGGUGUGCAUGGGAAUGAUAUUUUUUAAAUAUAUAUUGGAAACAGAGCACACCUCCCAUUUAAAUUGCCCAUUGGGACUAAUAAAGUUGGUUGGUAUUGUUAUUAAAGGUAUGAAGAUGGUAAUUUUAUUGUCUCUCCCUAAACCCAUGUGAAUUUAAAUUGCCAUCACAAAAUUAAUAUACACUAAGUUGACACAAUAUAUGUAUAUCCCUUGUUAAAUUUCUAUCAUCUUUAUUUACAUAUGUGCAAGAAUAAUAUUGAUCCUAAUGUUAUGUAUAAUGGAUCCCCAUGCAAAGCUUUUUGUAUAAAAGCUAACCGAACUGUUUUGGUAAUCUUAAUUGGAGCAGCCGAAAAGCAUUGCAAUCUUGAGCAUUAUAAAAGUUUGAGUUUUACAUAAUGCAUGUAUAUAAAAUAAAAAUUGAUGU